AUUUCCACGUUAAGUGCCACACGCCUCGCACGCUCCGACUUACCACACGGCAAGUGACUCUCGACUAAAGCGCCAAUAUGCCUAAGAAUAAAGGAAAGGUAUGUUUAUUCUUCCCUUCUCCCGUUGCUGGCGCCACCGUUCAGCCAGAUAAAGUUCAGCAAAUAAUGUACCUUACUUAACGGGUGGCUAACUGCACCGUGGCGAACAGGGAGGAAAGAACAGGCGUAGAGGAAAGAAUGAAAAUGACAACGAAAAGCGCGAGCUGACCUUUAAAGAAGAUGGUCAAGGUAUGCUUCCAUCGCCUCCAGGUCAAGUGUUGACACUCCGUUGUCAUGGGGAAAAAGAACAAUAAUAAUCAGAGCUCAAACUGAUAUCUCAUAGAAUACGCACAGGUCGUCAAGAUGUUGGGUAACGGUCGUUUAGAGGCCUUGUGCUUUGAUGGCGAGAAGCGUUUAGCCCACAUUCGCGGAAAAAUGCGCAAAAAGGUAUGUAUACAUUUGCCCCCUUUCACCCCAUCUCUUCGUAUCAUGCACCUCAGGCCAUGGCUAAUGUGAUAAACAAAGGUCUGGAUUAACCAAGGAGACAUCAUCCUUCUCUCCCUCCGUGACUACCAGGAUGAGAAGGGCGACGUCAUUCUCAAGUACACCGCCGAUGAAGCCCGCUCUCUCAAAGCCUAUGGCGAGCUCCCAGAGAACGCGAAGAUCAACGAGACAGAUACUUAUGGUCAGUUAUCUAUUACUCCUCACUGCCGUCGCCUCACUCCUAAAUGCAAUAUCGGUAUUGAUAUAUCAAACAGGCCACGAAGGAGCCGACGAGUGCAACUUCGAGUUCGACGUCGAGGCAGGCGAUAUCGAUAUCGAUGCUGUUUAGAAAUAACGAAAGCAACCAUCGGCCAACCAAAAUACAAUUUCUUUUUUCCUUUCCCUUCAUGACGAGACGGUCGAGCCGGAAAAAAAACUGUUCUGAAAUAUCCAGACAGAGGGGAGGAGGGAGCGUGUGUUUCGGUUUUUCUUCUUCCCUUCCGGCGUUUGCUUCUCUUCUUUUCUUUUCUUAAUCUCUUCGCUCUCUCUUCCUUUACCAUGGGGGUGACUCGGGGCGCGGAGAUUUAGGGUGGGAUGGGGAAGUUGAGCUGGGGCUGUUGUUUCUUCUUUCUUUUCAUUUCCGUAUGGCAUGAGUGGUCCGCAUGGCGCCUUCACCCUCCCUUUUCUCCACCCAGCUAUGCUCCCUUCCCCCCUCCCCGCCGCGCAACGCCCUUCUGUGAGCUACGAUACAUGAAAUAG
Messenger RNA from Tuber aestivum (summer truffle), 1280 nucleotides. NCBI's taxonomy places the organism in Eukaryota, Fungi, Ascomycota, Pezizomycetes, Pezizales, Tuberaceae. The record is from the annotation of a GenBank genome assembly.